Lactuca virosa is the source of this 534-nucleotide messenger RNA. NCBI's taxonomy places the organism in Eukaryota, Viridiplantae, Streptophyta, Magnoliopsida, Asterales, Asteraceae. The record is from the annotation of a GenBank genome assembly.
AUGAAAGAAUUGGUUAAAUUUGGAAAGUUUGCAGAGACAAAAGGUGUUCAAGCUUCUAGUACUCCAAUUGCAAUAGUAGCUGAAGAACAUGUAGCUCUAGCAAGAUCAAAUCUCAGUUCUUCGUUUAAGGUUGUUGAUGAUUCUGAUGAUGAUGAUGCUAAUGAUGAUGUUGAUGAUUCUGAUGAUGAUGAUACUAAUGAUGAUAUUGAUGAUUCUGAUGAUGAUGAUAGUGAUAGUGAUGAUGAUAGAAUGGAUUUUCGUAUGUAUGUACCACCAAAGGAGUCGAUCAGUAAGGAUGUGGAUACUCCAGCUGAGACAGAAAAGGAUGUCAAUAUCUUUAAGCAGUCAAAUGAUCCCACACCCAAACAGAUGGAUGCUCUCAUUGCUCAACUACAGUCAACUGCAAGGAAGCCUCCCCAAGCAGUUUCUGUUAUUUCUGAUUCUCCAUCUGAGAGUGAUAAAAUUGAUUCAAACGCCUCCUUAGUGCCAAGAAAGAGAAGACGUAAAGAUCCAAGGCCGGGAGUGCUGAGCUAG